This is a messenger RNA of Fusarium sp. VM40, 432 nucleotides long. Lineage: Eukaryota; Fungi; Ascomycota; Sordariomycetes; Hypocreales; Nectriaceae. The record is from the annotation of a GenBank genome assembly.
AUGAGCCCGCAGGAUGAUAUGACUGAAGAUACUGGAAACCUCGACUACGACAGUUGCGAAGACCGGUUUCCCACCUCCUCUCAAGGCGAACUCGACCCUAUAUCCUCUCAAGAGGUUCCUGUUCAGUUGAUUGCCUUCGUUGAACGUCCCGCUAGAGAUGACCCCUUUUCGACCUGGUCCAUGAGCGACACUGCUUAUCCAUCAGUGUUUCCAUUCCAAUACAUCGAGCUUAUGUGGCUUCUCCGUGUCUCUGUUCUUGCAGAGUAUUUGCGACGCUGCGUACUCAUGUUGUUACUGGAAGGGCUCGCGGUGACUGAACCAACCAUCAGGGGUAUCCAAAACAGGAUGACAGGGGCACAUACCAUCAACACCAUCGACACUGGACACGAUCUAUACGGGAUCGGAGCUCAAUUCGAAAGUUCUCACGAUUGA